ACUCGUUUAUCGACCUCUGAUCUGCCAUUCGGAGCCUUUUGACCGUUACACCACCUACCUUGCUGUGGUUGAACGAACCCCUACCGUAGCGCAACCUGUCGCCCCCUUUCACCUUUCCGAUUCACGCCGAGUCUUCUGUCAAGACUAUCCGCCAAGUCUACGAAACCAUCUGCUCGCCUGCUCUCCAAAUUUCUCGUGCUCCCCUACGAUCGCAAACGUACGCCGGGAACCCGCAGAAGCAUUCCGCAACCCCAGCGACCAAACGAGCUACAUGAUUUUGCCCUUGCAGAACCGGCCAGUUCAUCAUCUGAGGCAGGAAAGGGAGAAAGCUGUUGAAUGUUUGGCUGGAGAAACGCCAAUCUUACGGAUACCUAAAUGAGUCGACCCCAUUAUGGAAGAGAUAUGGAUGUACCACUAGCAGGAGGAUCUGUUAAGAGGGCGAGAGAACGGGCUCAGCUGGCGCGUUCUGCGCGUCAACCGGAGAAUGAUUUGACACCAGAUAUGUCCCCUACCUCUUCACCUCGUCCCGCCGCACGAGGAGCAGCCACGACGCAGUCUCGAAUCCCGAGACCUCAAGAACUUCCGAAAGGACAAGACAAAGACGGAAACGGUCUAGGGGUUCCUAUCUCCCGACCGACUCGAAUUCCUCAGUGGCCGUUGCCUAGCUCUAUUCCGCCGCCUGCUACUACAACGGGGGCUGAGCCGUAUCACCCCCCUCCAGGACGAUCCCAACCACCCCAACGGCCUCCGCGUCCGAGUCAAGUACCUUCAAUCCUGGACGGCUCUCGUGUCCAGGACCCUACUCCGGUGUUCGCAUACACCCCGCUAAACGACCGAGAUUCGACGCAAAGCCGCGAUCUGCACAAGUCGGUUCCGCCGACGACUUCGUCGAGACAAACUCAGUCAACCGUUUCGUCCGUCGGAUCGAUACCCGAUUUCCCCAUACCAUCCGCGACGACCCAAACAGCCCCGCAACCGACCUUGGCACCACCACAAAGGAGGAGUAUCGACCUCGGCCCACCCCCUUCAUCGAGGAGAGGGCUUUUGUCGUUUUAUUCUAACGCGUCUUUCGUGUCGCCGAUCCCUGAAGAGAGUCCGCGUUCGAGGUCGCGUACGUCAUUUGCCUCGAGUGCGGCAAUGCCGGAGAGUUGGGGACUUGGAUCUCCCGAGCCGAGUCCCAUGCAUCGAACAGCCCCCCAUGGCGAGGAGCCCAUUGCUGAGGAGGAUAGUGUAUACUCCCCAUCACAAGGCGAUGAUGACGGAGACGAGAGCAGGCUCAUGAGAAGUGCAAGCAUAGGCAAGAGGGGGAAACCAGCCCUUAUCAUGAACCGAGGACCGGCUGGAGAGCAAGGAACGAAGGGGACUCAGUCUGGUCCAUCGUCAAUCCGGCCCGACCCUACCCCAGGGCAAGGGCGUAGGGGUCCUUUUCAUAGCGGGACCGACUAUACCGGCCCCUCAUCUAGCUCAUCCGACAAUGUACCCGCCGUCAAGAAACACGCCGGGGCAGCCGUGCCGCCAACCGCCGACGCCAUGCUAGGCGCCUAUGUAGCAGCAACCAGUGCUCCCGAUCCGGUAGAGAUGAGGAAGACGACACAGUCACCGCGGCCUUUCAGCCGGUUAUCGGCGAUGCGGCGGCCUCCCAAGCUGACGCUUGAUAUGGACUCGGUUAGGGCCAUGGAGGCCAGGGGAAGCAUGACGAGCUUACCCGACCUGAUCAAGCGCGCAACACGUCUGGCUGCCAUGAUGGACCGCGGGAAGCGACCAGGCAGCCGGCUUGACGACCUGAGCGACUUUGCCGGCGAGAAGGCUCUGGAGACAGAGUUGACCAGGCAAGAUCGACACCAAUCAGGUCUUUCAGACAUGCUGGCGGCAUUUCCGCCGCCGGCUGGGACGCCUGGACCGACGCGUCACAGCCGCGGCAGCUGGUUCCUCCGCACUCGCUCGUCCUGGCCAUUGGCGCCGGGUAGUCGGGACGGAACACCACUCGGGCGGCCGCGGGCAAGAGCCGACGAUGUCGGAGAGAAAGGGGAGCGACAACGACGACGGUGCUGCGGCAUGCCCCUGUGGGGCUUCAUUCUUCUCAUGAUCUUCGUCCUCGGCGUCGUGGCGGCUGCGGUCAUUGUGCCCAUCUACUUCUUUGUUCUGCUGCCCGGUCAGGAGAACAACAGGCAGGCGGUGCCGGCUAACACGGAAUGUCAAUCGCAACUCACAUGUCAGAACGGAGGGACAAACGUGAUCGCGGGAGGAGUUUGCUCGUGCAUCUGUACUAAUGGGUUUACGGGGUCGACGUGUGGUGUGGCCGGUACGGCGGGAUGCACGACGACGAAUCUGGUUCUCAUGGCGGAGGAGGGCAACAUCAACAACGUGACGCUUGGGCAAGCAAUACCGCGUCUCAUCCAGGAAGGGCAGACGAACUUCAGCAUACCCCUGGUGGGGACGACGAUCCUGGCCAAGUUUAGUCGGGAGAACUUGUCGUGCAUAGCGCAAAAUUCGCUGGUCACGUUCGACGGGAGGUCGAUGCGCACCGGCGUAGCUGACACGGAGGUUUUGAUCGAGGACACGGGCGGCGCCAACACGGUUCCCGCAGGGGACAUUGCGGGCGCCGAACCUGUUCCGGUGCUCACGGUCCCAGCACCUGACAGUUUCAGGGAGACGACGAUUCUGAGCGGCACUGUUACAGUCACGACGACAAUCACUUCCAUUCUGCCGCUGCCGCCACCUCCGCUAAGCACCGCCCCUCCUACCAGCUCAGACGACAUUCCGGCGGUGGCUUCGACGGUCAGCUCUUCGCCCCCGUCAGCGACAUUUACCGUCACGGAGGAAGUGCUCGACUUUUCACGGGUAGCCAUUCUGUUUAUUCUCCAGGAGAGAUCCCUCGAUGCAGCGACGGAGUCUCAGACGGUGCUGCAGCGGUUUUUCGCGGCGGCGAGCCGCGGGAGCCGCGAUGGGGAGGCCGACGGAGGAAGUGGCUUCACGCGGGACAUGGCGAGGCGAGUGAGGCUGGCUGAUGGCGUUCUGGUCGACCUGGUGAAUUUCCUGAUCAAUGUUUCAGAAGAAAACAAUCCGGAGGACACCGAGGCGCAAUAAGCGCCAGCUCUACGGGACAGACGAGCCUGUUUGGUUAUGUCGCUACUAGCAGAUGACAGCGGGGGGCUAAAGGGACUGCGUGUAGCAUAUAACAGCGGGAUGCCUCACGGGCUGAGGUGACAAAAUAGGCUUCUUCUAGCACUGGUAUGGUUGGUACGGCAUAGCACCGGCAGUCGGCUUGCGUUUGGGGGAUCAGGGCAAGCUGGGUGCUGAUGGGCGGUUGUCUUGUAA
Messenger RNA from Sodiomyces alkalinus F11, 3318 nucleotides. RefSeq lists its product as hypothetical. The record is from RefSeq and is a predicted model, not a curated record. Bases 376 to 3087 code for a protein of 903 amino acids. NCBI's taxonomy places the organism in Eukaryota, Fungi, Ascomycota, Sordariomycetes, Glomerellales, Plectosphaerellaceae. The transcript has 2 exons.